UUUAAAGUCAGUCCCUUACUUUUGCUCUAUUUCUCUCUCUUCUCUUUUGCUCAUUUCCCAUUUUCGUAAAACCCUCACAAAACUUUCCAGAUUCAAAGUAGUACACUGUUUUUCACAAAUUUUUUAGGGUUUCUUUUUUUCCCUGUAAAAAAAAAGAGAGAAAAAUCCAGAGUUUUAAAACACAUUAAAAUCUCCCCAAUCUGAUUACGGAUAGAAUACACCGAUUUGUUCAUAAAGGGUUUACAAGAAUGUCUGUAGCUGCAGAGUUUAAAUCACCAACUGAACAAGAUUCAGAAACUAGACCUGUUCUUGGACCGGCUGGAAAUCGAGUUAGGGUUUCAGAAAUUUUAGAGGUUAAAAGAAAGAGUGAAAUUAUGAAGAAACCUAUACAAACAAGAAGGUUAUUGGUUCCAAAAUUACCAGAUUCAGUUGUUAGAGCUAAUGCUUCUGUAGAUAGUUCGUGUUCUUCAGAUUCUUCUUCUAGUGUUUCUUCUACGAAAAAGACAUUGAGGAAGACUAGAACAAUGGAUCAGCAACAAAAAGUCAUGUUGAAACCUGUUAAAAUUGUUCCUGAGAAAGUUGAAGUUAUUCGACGACCACGGUCAGUAUCUAGGUCUCCUUCUCCGUCUCCUUCACCAGUAAAUUUGAUGAAGAGGUGUGAUUGGAUUACAGCAAACUCUGAUCCACUCUAUGCUUCCUUCCACGAUGAAGAAUGGGGAGUUCCAGCUCAUGAUGAUAGGAAGCUAUUUGAGCUGCUUGUGUUUGCGAUAGCACUGGCUGAACACAAUUGGCCGACAAUUCUCAGCAAGAGAGACGCUUUCAGGAAGCUUUUCGAUAACUUUGACAUAGCGUCUGUCGCCAAAUUCUCCGAAAAGAAGAUACUGGCUAUGAAAACAGCUGGCAAAAAUGUGCUAUCAGAGCCAAAGCUUCGAGCAGUCGUGGACAACGCCAAGCAGAUACUCAAGGUACAAGAGGAAUGUGGUUCCUUUGACAAUUAUUGCUGGAGUUUUGUGAAUCAUCAAACACUCAAAAACGGGUUCCGCUACGUUCGUCAAGUACCUGUCAAGACCCCAAAGGCUGAUGUCAUUAGCAAGGACUUAAUGAGGAGAGGCUUCCGCUGUGUUGGUCCCACAGUUGUGUAUUCCUUCAUGCAAGUAGCAGGUAUUGUUAAUGAUCAUCUCAUAUCCUGCUUUAGAUACCAAGAAUGCAAUUCAAACAUCCAAAAGGCUUCAGCAGACGUAGUUGAGGAAACAGAAGUACUUGCUAAAACCUUGGAUAAAAUGUGCUUAUCUCCUGUCUAAUAUGUAGAUUUUUGUUAUUUUCCGCCAUCUUUUGUCCAUGGAAAACCAUACAGGCCCCUGUGAUGAUGAACACAAAAUGUAAAAGAUGUAUGAAGUAGAUCAGAAAACCAGUAUAGUGUUCGCUUGGUCUGUAUGGUUUCAUGCUUUUCAUAUCUCCUGUGUAUCUUUGACCCGUAGUGUUUAUUUCAUUCGAGCUCGUGAUUCCUUGUGGAUUUCGCCAGUGUUCUUGUAUCUAAAUAAACACAUUUCAGUCCUUUCUUGAA
Papaver somniferum (opium poppy) is the source of this 1564-nucleotide messenger RNA. RefSeq names its product DNA-3-methyladenine glycosylase 1-like. The transcript has 5 exons. The coding region runs from base 249 to 1301 and encodes 350 amino acids. Gene Ontology annotation, molecular function: DNA-3-methyladenine glycosylase activity. The record is from RefSeq and is a predicted model, not a curated record. Gene Ontology annotation, biological process: base-excision repair. NCBI's taxonomy places the organism in Eukaryota, Viridiplantae, Streptophyta, Magnoliopsida, Ranunculales, Papaveraceae.